UUUUGACACUCGCUCCCCAGCACCAACCUCUGUCUUUCUUUCUUUCUUUUAAAGAUCAAUCACAUCAAUCAAGAUGGCCGGCCUCAGUCCUCAGAUCGUCAACGUGGUGAUCAUACUGGGUAUGAUGCAGGUGUCCAAGAAGGUCCCCUUUGACGACCCCAACGUUCUCAACGGUGUCCGCGGCCUCUACAUCCUCAGCAACCUGAUCAUCCUGGGCGUCUACUACUUCAUCAAGACCAAGAUUGACAAGAAGAAGGACAUGACCACCCUCAAGUACGUCGAGCCGGCCCCCAUGGGCUCCUCAGAGGAGCCCAAACUGGUGACGACCACGAUCCACGCAUACGAUACGGCGCAGCUCAAGCAGCUCUUCCGGUCCCAGAUGAUGGGAGUGGGCAUGAUGGCCGUCAUGCACCUGUACUUCAAGUACACCAACCCGCUGCUGAUCCAGAGCAUCAUCCCCCUCAAGGGCGCUUUCGAGAACAACCUCUUCAAGAUCCACGUGCUCGGCCAGCCCGCCUCAGGCGACCUCAAGAGGCCCUUCAAGGCCUCCGGUGGCUUUAUGAGCGGCAUGCAGGGUCCUCCCGAGAGCGACCGCAAGGCUGUUGAGGCUGCCGAGAGGUCCGGUCGCGGCGGCGCCAAGGAGGAGUAAAUCAGGCAGCGCGCAGGAGCUAGGACCAACAAUGAAGGUGCAGCAUCGGGUCUGUGGGACCUGAACUCCACCUUAAAGCUACGGGCACCGGAUGGCACGUCUUCCAGGAGGGCUCGAAUUGCAAGCCUUUGCGCAACGGGUCAUGCUGGGAAAUCUAGUGCCGCUGCUGCGAGAGGAGCGCCAUGUCAUGCGCUGAUCUGUUUGGAAUUAAUGCCAGGAUCGUACAAUAUACAAUGUCAUUAAUAAAAAGAAAUCACAUUGAUUCCAG
Cryphonectria parasitica EP155 is the source of this 917-nucleotide messenger RNA. RefSeq names its product inorganic phosphate transporter. The transcript has 3 exons. Lineage: Eukaryota; Fungi; Ascomycota; Sordariomycetes; Diaporthales; Cryphonectriaceae. The record is from RefSeq and is a predicted model, not a curated record. Gene Ontology annotation, cellular component: mitochondrion; endoplasmic reticulum. Gene Ontology annotation, biological process: protein targeting to ER. Bases 74 to 649 code for a protein of 191 amino acids.